Messenger RNA from Pochonia chlamydosporia 170, 828 nucleotides. RefSeq lists its product as hypothetical. The transcript has 2 exons. The record is from RefSeq and is a predicted model, not a curated record. The coding region runs from base 1 to 828 and encodes 275 amino acids. NCBI's taxonomy places the organism in Eukaryota, Fungi, Ascomycota, Sordariomycetes, Hypocreales, Clavicipitaceae.
AUGCUCAUGCCCCAGAAUGUCUGUUCACACUGGAAAGUUCCAGACGAUGUUUCUCGGCAUGUGAAUGAAGGUGGGACAUUGUAUAUCACCAGAGCUCUAUUGGCAUCGAUGAGAUUUAGCGGCCGUUGCAUGGACCGGCUGGCCGCGGCUAAUGAAGUUGAGGUCAUAGGAUCAGUUGACCACUGCGAUACCUCGAAUGAGAUGCCUCUUGUAUCGGAGCAUGAGAUGCGAAGGCAUACCAGAAGGGAAGGUGAGCGGUACUCACACACAGCCAAGCUCUUUGUCUGGGACGUGGGUUCGCGACAAGCACACCUGCCAAGUUCUUUUUGUCAACAUUUACAUGACAUUACAGAAUUGAAUGAACUUUUUCUGCUACUCCUGUUUCCCUCGAGGACCUUACAGCUUCAACUACCAAAAACAAACCCUUCCUUGCCAUUCACCAAGUAUUACCUGAGGCGCUGUUACACGACAAGAGAGAAGCCAGGGCGCGCCCCAGCAGUUCAUCGGCGCUUCGAUAAUCGGGGAUGUUCGCCCCCUUCCCUACCCUUCGCUUCCCACAACCAUGUGGGAAUCCCUCAGGCCGGUUCCAAGCCCUGUGCAGCGGUGGGUUCAGCCGGUGGGUGCGCCGCUGCUUACUUUACCCAGCCUUACAGGCUACUGCGACAUAUCUUGCCAACGAGACAGAUGCUGUCCGGAGACUCCGGGCCCUCGAAACCUGUCCAAUGGGCAAAAUUGAGGGUACGGGAAGGGGAGCCGGGAACGACCCAUGCCAGUGCGACCCUCCAUGGUGCCGGCAGUCAUCUGUCACGAUGGACGGAUAGUCAGUGA